Molecule: messenger RNA, 1932 nt
Organism: Effrenium voratum
Lineage: Eukaryota; Dinophyceae; Suessiales; Symbiodiniaceae
Source: the annotation of a GenBank genome assembly
AUGUUUCAGGAGCGGGCCGCGCAGGCGGUGGCGGAGGCGGCAAACAGUGCGGUGUUCGUGGAGCCGCGGCGGUGGAAGGUGCUGCAGCUGGCAGGUUGGGGCGACACGAGGCUACCAAGUGGCCAGCCCCUGUGGAGCAUCGACAAGGAGGGCUGCUGCGUUUGGAUGGGUGGGCUGGGUGGCUUGGCGCACGACGUGCUGAAGCACUUCCUGGCAUCCACCAAGGGCCAGUUCGAGGCGGUCGUGGCUUUCAGCCCCACUGGAUGGACCUGGACCAAGGCCAUGGCCCAGAACGCGUGUGCUGGGUGCCGUUGCUGGAUGGAGAACGAGGGGCGUACGCGGGUCUACAGCGUACCUUAUAGUGAGCACUCCUCGUAUGAGGAGCUGCUGGCUUUGGUGAAUGGCCUGCGCCCCAAACGCCUCAUCCCCACGGUGAACUCUGAGACGAGGGAGAGCAAGGAGCGUAUGAUGGCACCCUUCCUGGAGUUGCUGGAUCUGAAGGGCGACCGUGAGCGUAUGGAUCACUACCUCUAUGGCAGCUCCAGUUCCAGUUGCAAGCUGGAGGCUGAGGACUCUUUUGUGGACGUGCUCUCCCUCAGUACCGCGUGCAAAGCAGAAGUGCUGAGGACGCCUUCGGCCCCGUCGAAGCCUGCGCCGAAGCUUUGGCGGGGCUUUCGGCUGGCACGUCAGCCCAGGCCAAAGGCCGUGGAUUUGGACUCCGAGGACUCCACCACGGCGGGAGGCUCCUCCAGCUCUUCCCCCAAGGCAACUUGCCCCGCGCCGAGCCAGCUGUCCGGAGCUCUGGCCAAGCGACGUUUGGUGGUGGACCUUGAUUCAGAGGAGGCCGCCCCCGCCCCGAGCGCCGGGGCUUCCGCGGCGGAGUCGCCGGCCGCGGAGGAGUUGCCGACGGCGCUGGAUGAUCUGCGGUGCGUGGACCUGGAUCUGCAGAAGAGGCUGCUCCGCUUUUUCGAGUCGGCGAAGGCCCCGGAGGCUCCAAAGGCGGGCCUGAAGAAGCCGAAGCAGCCAAAAUCAAAGGGCAAGGGCAAGGGCAAGUCCAAAUCGGAAUCCCAGGCGCCGGUGCUCAAGCAUUUGGGUGUAAGACCCAAAGAGGAGCCCAAGCCGAAGAAGCGGCGCGCCGCGAAGCCUUCGGCGCGCACUGGGAGGGAGAAGCGGACGAAGACGGAGUCCACAGCGGCAGACCCCAAGCAGCCCGGCGAGAAGCGCCCGGCGCGCUUCGUGCCCAAGCCCAGCGCACGUGUGCAGGAGCGCAUCGACCGCGCGUUUGGGCACCGGCUCUACUUCCUCGCCCGGGCGCCGGCGGAGGGCGGCGAGAAGCUGGACGUCCUGGGCAGCACUGGCAAUGUGUACCACGUAGAGCUGCGGUCGCAGGGUAACGCCUGCUCCUGCCUGGAUUUCGCCAAGGGCGGGGGCGUGUGCAAGCACCUGCUCUUCGUCAUGCUGCGGGUGCUGAAGCUGGCCCGUGACGACCACCGGGUGUGGCAAAGUGGGCUCACGGAAUCGGAGCUGCAGCCGCUCCUGUCCGCGCUGCGCAGCUCCGACUUCCAAGGGGUGCAGGCUGACGCCACUGUGAUGAGAGGCUAUCAGCAGGCCGCGGGCGGCGGCGGAGGCGCCGCCCGGCAGCCGCUUCCGGCGGACUGCCCCAUCUGCUUCGAGGAGAUCUUGUCGGAGAGCGGGGCCAGCGAUUUCUGCCGGGUGUGCGGCCACAACCUCCACACCGACUGCCAGCGGCGUUGGGCCGCCUCCGGGAAUUGCGGCGACACCUGCCCGAUGUGCCGCAGCCCCUGGAGCGCCCAGCAGGCUACAGAGGGGCCGAUGAACCUGGCGGCAUUCUCCUCGGAGCACCGGGAGGUGAAUCUGGCCAGUCUCUACCCGGAGACGCAUCGCUGGAUCCGCCGCCGUGACGAAACCUGA